Lichtheimia ornata is the source of this 900-nucleotide messenger RNA. RefSeq lists its product as uncharacterized. The transcript has 2 exons. The record is from RefSeq and is a predicted model, not a curated record. Bases 1 to 900 code for a protein of 299 amino acids. Lineage: Eukaryota; Fungi; Mucoromycota; Mucoromycetes; Mucorales; Lichtheimiaceae.
AUGCUUUCCUUGUUGAGUCUUUUGACAUUUUUAUUCUUUUCCUUCUCUUUGGCCAUUCCUGUGCCUGGCACUUUGAACGCCAAACCAACAACAACGACUACUACGACCACCACCACUACUACAGCAGUCAACGACAAUGAUCUCGUUAUGAUCCGUGAUACCAUUGAAGGAUUUUACGAAACGAUUGUCGACGAGGUGUUGAGCACACACACAGAGAACCUGCUUGUGCAGUUGACUCAUUCAUCUGCUGGUCGUCGUAUGCAUUUGCUUCAAUCACAAGCUAUGCAAUUGUCCGAUAGACCUAUCCCUGGCACCUGUGUAGCCAAGCUUGGUAGUAACAUUGGUCGCAGAAUUCAUGAGCAGAACGCUCUUGUCUUUGGCUCAAUUCAAACAGUUGUGUCCGAAACCCUCCCCGCUGUAUGGCCCGAUUAUCCUACCAAUGACGUGGGUCGUCAUCGUAUGGUCAAUCAGCAACAACAACUAUUGGAACAAGAUGACGCUAUUGAUGAUUCAUCCAUGGUGGCUCAACACGAGGUCGCUUCGGCCUUGUAUUCACUCAACAUGGCUGUCAGUUAUCAUUUGCUCAACGUUUACGACGAGUUUGAUCUUGAAAAUGAAUUACGCCAAGACUUGGCUGCUUGCGUCGAACAACAACAACAACAACUUGAUAUCAAACAACUCGAACAAAAAGAGGAUGAAGGUAUAAUCGCAUACCUCAGCGGUCUUGCAUCUCGUGUCUUGCAACGAUUUGUGCAGCUCAAUCAUGGUUGCCCUGGUGCUGCUUUCCUAAAAUCGCAUAUGCAAGCGGUGCGUAUUGAUUUGCAAACCGAACUUGAAGCCCGUGUAGGCGACUUGGUCACCAUUCUUUACAAUGAUCUCUACGACCAAGCUGCAUUCUAA